This is a messenger RNA of Rhea pennata, 5592 nucleotides long. It is a transcript of the gene GPS1, whose product is annotated as G protein pathway suppressor 1. The transcript has 14 exons. Bases 400 to 1833 code for a protein of 477 amino acids. Gene Ontology annotation, cellular component: COP9 signalosome. The record is from RefSeq and is a predicted model, not a curated record. NCBI's taxonomy places the organism in Eukaryota, Metazoa, Chordata, Aves, Rheiformes, Rheidae.
GAAUAAAUAGCUAGUUUGAAAAUGUCUUAAUUUAUGUCUCCUACUGAAUCUUUUAACCCCACUUGCACUUUCCCUCAUCUGGGAGUUUAGGAAGAAAUGCAGGUGCAGCCUACCAGGAUGGCAGGACACAAAUCAUUCUGUUUCACCAGCGGGAGCUAUUGUUACUUCCUGUGGCACUGGAUUCUAAGGAGUCUAAGUCAUAGAUCAGAUUUUCCUUAUAUAGCCCCCCAAAAAGCAACCUCAACACUUAAGUCGAGAAAUAAGUUGGAUAAAGUUGAGAAAAACAGUGGUCUUGGUACAUGGGAACGUAAACAGCGUGGUGCACUGCUGUUUUUCUGAGUGGCAAUCUGGACAAUUGGAUUCUCCUUUGGUCCUCCAUCCCUUUUCCUCAUACAAAAAAUGGGUGCAGUAGAGCCCAUGCAGAUUGACGUAGAUCCACAAGAAGAUCAGCAGAAUGCUCCUGAUAUCAACUAUGUGGUGGAAAACCCCACUCUGGAUUUGGAGCAGUAUGCAUCAAGUUACAGCGGUCUGAUGCGAAUUGAGCGGCUGCAGUUUAUUGCUGAUCACUGCCCACAGUUGCGAGUGGAAGCUCUCAAGAUGGCACUGUCAUUUGUCCAGAGAACUUUCAAUGUUGAUGUGUAUGAGGAAAUCCACAGAAAAUUGUCUGAGGCCACCAGAGAACUGCAGAACACACCUGAUGCUGUUCCUGAUAGUGGAAUUGAACCCCCUCCUCUUGACACAGCUUGGGUUGAAGCUACACGCAAAAAAGCUCUUCUUAAACUGGAGAAACUGGACACAGAUCUGAAAAAUUACAAAGGGAACUCCAUCAAGGAGAGUAUCAGGAGAGGCCAUGAUGACUUAGGUGAUCAUUACCUUGACUGUGGGGACCUCAGCAACGCUCUCAAAUGUUACUCACGAGCCCGUGAUUAUUGCACCAGUGCUAAACAUGUUAUCAACAUGUGUCUCAAUGUCAUUAAGGUCAGUGUUUACCUCCAGAAUUGGUCUCAUGUUCUGAGCUAUGUAAGCAAGGCUGAGUCUACACCAGAAAUCGCAGAGCAAAGAGGAGAAAGAGACAGUCAGACACAAGCAAUUCUCACCAAACUGAAAUGUGCAGCAGGUUUGGCUGAACUAGCUGCUCGGAAGUACAAACAGGCAGCAAAGUGCUUUUUGUUGGCAUCAUUUGAUCACUGCGACUUCCCUGAGCUGUUAUCUCCUAGCAAUGUGGCUGUGUAUGGUGGUCUCUGUGCCCUUGCUACCUUUGACCGUCAGGAACUGCAACGAAAUGUUAUCUCCAGCAGCUCCUUCAAAUUGUUCUUGGAGCUGGAGCCCCAGGUUCGUGACAUCAUCUUCAAGUUUUAUGAAUCCAAAUAUGCUUCAUGCCUGAAGAUGCUGGAUGAGAUGAAGGACAACCUGCUGCUGGAUAUGUACCUUGCACCUCAUGUCAGGACACUUUAUACACAAAUUCGAAACCGUGCCCUUAUUCAGUACUUCAGCCCUUAUGUGUCAGCAGACAUGCGCAAGAUGGCCACUGCUUUUAAUACCACAGUGGCUGCUCUGGAAGAUGAACUUACGCAGCUGAUACUGGAGGGACUGAUCAAUGCCAGAAUAGACUCUCACAGUAAGAUUCUUUAUGCUCGAGAUGUAGACCAGCGCAGCACCACUUUUGAGAAAUCGUUACUAAUGGGCAAAGAGUUUCAGCGACGUGCCAAAGCUAUGAUCCUGCGGGCAGCAGUCCUGCGCAACCAGAUACAUGUCAAGUCUCCUCCAAGAGAAGGUAGCCAAGGGGAGCUUACUCCAGCUAACAGCCAAUCCCGAAUGAGCACCAACAUGUGAAAAACUUCAUGCGCUACCAAAAGAAAUGGUCCCUCCAGGACUGUAUCCAGUGUCUCACCCUAAAACUGAUGAGCUUCACAAACUGUCCUUGGCUCCCUCACUUCUUGCUUUGUUGAGAGGGUCAGGGCUGAUGGAUAAUAAGAAUAUUCCAGAAACUUUAAUUCUCAUAGAAAAGAAAUUCUUUCUAAAACCAGCAUCCCUGCAAUGGGUUAUCAUUUCAGUGCUGGUAGGACAUCUCCCUCCAUUCUCCUUCAUCCACCACUCCGUGAACAAUUGUUAGGUUAUUCGUACAGAUGCUGAUUAGAAGGUUUUUCAGCUGCUAUUAAUUCUAUUGGUUCAAUGCUGCAAAAAUAAAUAGUGUUAAGUUGAAUGGACAGGUGUGAUCAAAGAUGAAUUUUGCUGGCCUGAAUGUAAUGCCUUGAAUUCUGAGCAGUGCACUGCUUUCUCUUUAUUUCAGAUAAACUCUAAGUGCAUUGUUGUCAAUUAUGGAGCUAGAGUUCUGAUUCUUUUGAGAAAUUCUUACGGAUUUUUUUUUUUUUUAACCUAUACCCAAACACAUAGCACUGCUUCCAUGCAUUCAGUCACAGGCCUGUAUUUUAGGUGGUUGUGUUCACCUGGAUCCAGGUUCUUUCUGUCUGGCUUCUGUUUUCAAAGACCUAUUUCCUGAUGUAUUUCGCAGCUGCACAUGACCUGGCUUUGGGGUCCAGUGUUACCAUAGCAGUAAAUCCCUACCUUAUGCAAAUACUGCUGUUUGUCCAGUCUUCCUGCCACAUUGUGUGAUGGUUUCCCAACAUGUGCAGCAGUUGCUUCUGGCAGCAUGGAUAAAUGCCAUAAAAUACCAUGCAAGUCCUGGGGCAGAGCUGAAAGCAGCCAGUCUAGAUGCCUGCUCUCCAGGUACAUUUAUUCUGCUUUCCCUUUUAUAAAGGGAUUAAAGGUGGCAGCCCAGGUGUGUGUGUGCAUGUUCUGUGUUAAUGAAAGGAGAUAUGCACUGAAUGUUCUGAAGUCACUGCAGCAUAAGGCAAGCUAAGAAUUUUGAUCCAGCUGGAUCUGGCUGGACUAACAAUUGACUGCAGAUGUUAUUGUUAAUGUGUUGGUUUUUUUUCCCCUAAUGAGCUGUUAUUACUAGUGCAUUAAACUGCAGGAUUAAAAAGCUUUGUAGUGUCUUGAGCUUUGUGUUAAAGUUGGUUUUUAGGUAUCUUUAUCUCAAGUCAUUGGUUUUCUGCUAAGCUUGAUGAUGUUUGGCAGGCCUCUUAUCUGGUUGGAGAUGUAGCUUGGAUGGACGGUGAAGAAAGGGCAGUUUGAGGAAAUGUUCUAAGAGCAAAAUCCCACACUGCUUUUGUACACAGCUGCUCAACUGCAGCAGUGCUCUCUCCCUCUGGCCCUCAGUGCUUUUUUUGACUUAGGUGCCAAAAAAUGGAAGCAAUAUUUCCUAUGAGGUCUUUGGUUGAAUGUCUUCCAUCUGGCACAGAGAAAAUAAUCACAUUUUAGAGGAGAGAAAGGAGGGAGCUAGUUAAUCAAGAACUUUGAGUCAGGAAUACUGAUGGCCAGUUUUGAGAGAAAGGGAAGCUGAGUCCUCAGGUAAAUUAUAGGUCCUUGUAGAAAUCCUGGAAAGUAAUGCUGUCUGUUCAUGCUGAAGCAAAGCUAUUAAAUUCUGCUGUAGUAUCUAACCUCCUUGCUUUCAGAUACUUUCUUCCAAGUUCAAAUGGGCCAGUGAUAGGAUUUUUAAGGAAAAGAUCUAACACCUUAUUCUUGAAAAGAUUUUGCAACCCAAUUCAAUGUAUUGUGUCAGUUGACUGUCUUUGCUGAUCCACACAUCUUCAGCUGUCGAUUUUUAUUUGGCUACUUCUGUCCCUUCCUGUAGGCUUUCUCCUGGAGGAAUCGUUAGUUGCAAGCAGAAGUCUUUUGCCUCUUCAGCAUGCUCUCUUGAGAAUCUCUGGUCUUUCAGUCUCUGACAGUUGUCUGCUCUUGUGAUGAGUUUCAUUUUCCUAUCUGGGAGGUGGCUAGAAGCAGUCAGCGUUAAGCCCACUAGGUGGCAAUAAUGGUUUCUUACUCAUCAAAAUGGGAAUGUUGCUGUAUUCCAAAGCAGUUCAAUAGCUAAGACAAGGCAAAGAUGAUCAGUUUCUUAUUUGCAGAUAAAAAUGUUUGCAUCCUCUCUGGGACAGAUAGAAUGUUCCUUUCUUGCUGCUCAGUUCACUGGCGUUGUUCAAGCAUAGCGUAUGAUUUUGCAUAGCGUUACCGGCAGCCUGUGAAGCCUCCUCUGGUAGCCUGUGAAGGGAGCUGCUGCAGCCUGAGAGUCUCCCAGAUGCAAGUCAGGACUGUCAAGUCUAUUUCUUCUAGACUUUACUCAAUUCCUACUUGAGUCUUAACAAGUCCUAACAACUUGCCAGUCCAAAGAUUAGGAAAUACAACAUAGCAGGGAUACAGCUCAGUAACUCCCAUUCAUAAACUAUUUUUUUCCAAAUUAGAGAUUAGAAUAAUCUUAAAUUUCCAAGGGGAAAGAAUAACACACAGUAAGAUGACUCCCAUAAGAUGAGUUUUCAGGGAUUCCCUGUGACCACUCAGCUAAUUCAGGGGAUGAAGUUUUGUGGUAUCUGCAGCAUGUUAAUAUGGCUAAGAUAUGUCCAGAGGAAGUUCAUUUUAAGUAUAUUUCAUUAACUUGUUCAGCACCUUUGGUUGAAAGGGAAGGAGUUGCCAAUGGUACGCCAUAAUUUAUGGUGCAUUCAUGUGGUGUAAGUUCCCUUCUUUUAGCCUGACUUGGCUAGGGAUAUAGGAAGAGCAGUCUGAAGGAAAGUGCUUUUGGUGAAAGCAGUUCACUUGCAGAUAGCACAAAAAUGACAAACUGCCAUUAUAAGAGUGUUGUGUUGGAGUAGUUCAAGCAUAGAUCAUCUUGAAGAAAAAAAACAACCUAAACCAACUUAAUUUGUGUAUUCAAAGUUCUUAUACCUUCUUUGUUCUUUUAUAUAGGAUGAAAAAUAGGUGAGAAAGGGGGAGCCAUGUGCUCCACAUGAAGUGCUCUCACCUUUUUCUUGUGCCACAUGUUGUGAGAACUGAGAUUAAUACAGGUGUGCAUUCUUUUUUCAGUAGUCCAUUAAGUAUUAAUUUGUAGUAUUUUAAAAAAUUUUAUGGAAUUGACCUCCACUUAUCUCUGAUACUGUUAGAGAACAGAGGUGGAUUACUCAGUGCUCUGUGCAUUAGCUUUGCCCUUUAACUGCUAUUGUUUUUGCUACUGCAUUUCCAUCUACUUGAACUGUAAAUCCAAUUCAAGGUUUUGUAGGCUCUAAUAGAACAACCUAGCUUUACGUUAUCUUAUAGGAUAACUUGAUCAGUCUAAAUUGAUUGUCUUGGGAACAGAAACAGGCUAAUAAGAAUAUAUCACUCUCUAAAAGAAAACUAUGAGAUUCAGUGGUUAGAAGUUAGGUAAAUUGCCGAUGCAAAUAAGACAAUUUCUUGACAGUAAAUCAUGGAUCAAAAUCGGGAUUUGGUAUACUUACCAAAAGCCAUAGAGAUAGGGGUAGAUGCAGAAGCAAGAGGUGGUCUAAUUCAAACAAUAAUUCAAGUGGCAAGACCUGGAGACUUGUCUUGUGUGGGAAUUCAGGCUAGGUAAUCUCGUUGUCCUUUAUCCCAUAAUACCAGUCUUCCAGUUCUCUAGUACUUCUGCAGCCAGAGCUUUGACUGUUAUACCAUCCUCUUGGAACUUAUGUCACUGUGAAGUGUAUGUGUACAUAAAGUUUGUGCCCUUGAAAUAUAUGCUGAGAUUCA